CCCAGGAGAGGAAAUUGCACUUUUGUGCUGCUUGACAUUUCCUGAGAAAGCUGCUUCUGUUUUUCAGAGCUGAUAGCAGGUCUCACUUGGGCAGAUGUGGGUAGCUCUGGUUUGUCAGGUCUGCUCACUUGAUGCAGUGAUGGCAGUCAGACAGAUGCUGCAUUUGAGCAGUUUCCUUGGUGGCUCUGUGGCACUGCUGCAGAGCUGGAGCUGCUGCAACACUGGAAAUCCCAUUCCAGCAUUUUGACAUUUAUUUUUGGGCAAAGCAAGUGGUCCCCACCCCCGUUUCCCUUCUCUCUCAGGGCUUGCUGUGACCUCAGCCUGUCUUUAUUCCCAACUUCUGUCUCUGGGGAGAGAUGCUAAUAAGGAAGUUCAAGGCAGUAAGGAGCUAUUUAAAGCUUAUUCCACUCUCUGCUGCAUGAAGGAGGAACUUCUGUGCAAAUUAUUACUGGAGAACUGCAAACUCAGUAGCUAGAGUUAAUUAAGAGUGUGUUUGUUUUGUACCAAGGGUUAAAACCCGAACUCUGAAAUUACAGGGAGGAGAAAUGCUCUACUUGAUGUCCAAAAAACACUUGAAAUAGGUCCUGGAAAUUCCCUGUUUGAUGUUCCAGUAAAACAAGUUGUAAAGAUUACUGAAGAGAGAGAGAGACUAUUCUGUCACAUAAACAAGUAGCAAGAAAUAUUUUAUUUAAAAAAAAAUACAGAAAUUGCUUAUGGGAAACAUUCACCCCAAAACAGGCUAGAAAUCCCAAGGGGAAACAGUAGCUUUUUCCUCACAAAGCAAAGCCUUUGCUUUGCCUGCCUGCACAGGAAACAUCUUUUCAGUUGGGUCAGAUGUCGCUUCAGCCCCAGAAAAUCAGAAUUAUCUCUUCCCAGACAGACUAGCAGUGGUCCAUUACCCAAACUUGAGCUCAAAGCCAGCCAGUUUCACAUGGAACCCCCUCUGCUUGUGCCUAAUUUUUCCAGUCUUCUGGAAGUUUAUUUUUAAGGAUAGUUCAGAUUUUUCUUCUCUUUGGGCUCACUAACAGAGUGUUCCUCUACCAUCAAGUUCCUCCUGUGCUGAAGGCUGAACGGCAGCUGUAUUUAAGAUAGAAUCCAGUCCAGCCAGGACAAAAUCAGAAGUGUUGCCGAUGUUUGGACGUGACCUCAGUGAGAGAGGGGCUGAGCUGCAGAGCUGUCUCAGGGAGGAGCAGCGGCCACAGCAGAGGUCAUUCUCUGUGACAUUUCCACACCUGUAUAAACCAACCUCUGGAGAUUAUGGCACUGACUUCAUUUUCCAAGGGCUGCCUCAGGGAUUCCGGUGCUGCUCUGUAGGACCUGUGGCACAGAGGUGUCACAGGCUGGACAAUCCCUGUUUGCAUUUCCAAGUGCACAGUGGCCAAAGCACUGGGUUUGUUUUUGCAAACAUGGUGUGGUCGGUGUAGGAUGACCUGGUUAAGACUUUCUCCGGUCUAGACAGCUUUAAUUAAAUGUUUAUGCUCUGCUGGCUACUGAAGGAGAAUAGCUGGACUUGAGAAAGCUCUUAAUGUUAUGAUAGUCUCAUCUGUUUGUCAUGCUAGUUCAGGAAAAUACUUAAUUGCUCAAAGUAGCAAGGAAGAACUUCUUGUUCUUUCCCAAACAGGAAAUCAGCCACCCCACUGAAUUCAGAGUGGGUGGUUUAUUCAGAGUUCAGAGCCCAGUGCUGUGAGGAGCAGAGGAAAACAUGGAUUUUCUUACACCUUCAGUACUGCAAAAAUCACCUUUAUCUCAGGUUUUGGAGCUCUUAUUUGCUAGAAGCUGCCCAGCAGCAAAGGCAGGGUUUAUUUAGGCAGUUGAAGCACUGGUGCCCUUCUGAAGGGUCUCUCCCAUGUUUCUGGGUAGAAUGGCCAGCACUGGGAUGAGUUGGGAUUAAGCUCAUCUGUCAAAGCAGUAAGGCCAGCUGGAUGGAGAUCCCAGUUCAUAUUUACAGACUUAUUAAUGCUUGAGUCACUUAGAAAUUCCCUCCACACUUACAUGGAGCUUUCAUUUAGUCAUUUUUAUAAACACUUUAGAAAAACAGAAGAUUCCCUGUUCCUAAAAAAAAGCCAAACCUGUAGCUUUUCCUGUGAUUCAUUAAACCAGGCUGUCCCAUUAUCCAGGGCUGCUCUCCUAUUUCCAGGGCUGAUCUUUUCCUUCCUCUCAUUUUUUUUAUUGUGUAAAGUUAGAACAAUAUCUCAAGCUCUGAUCAAAGGUAUCCACAGUUCCUGAUGGAUAUUGCUGAUAGAGAGGGAGGGGUAUCUCUAAGUGUGCGCUGUUCCUCUGUGUUUGUUUACUGCAGGGUUAAAAUCCAGCUCCAAACUGGAAUCACAGGCUGGAUGUCUCUAAUUUGGUCAUGGAGAAGAUAUUUUGGGUUGGGUUUUUUAUGCCUCUUGUCAAGGCCCAGCACAGGGACACAUUCAUUGAGGAACGCUAUGGGAAAUACAACAUCAGUGAUCCACUGAUGGCUUUGCAGAGAGAUUUUGAGACACUGAAAGAGGGGAAUCAUGGUGAAAAGCAGCCAGUAUGCUCCAAUCCUUUAUCUAUUUUGAAAGUGGUGAUGAAACAUUGCAAGAAUAUGCAGGAAAGAAUGUUAUCCCAACUAGCUGCUGCGGAAAGCAGGCACAGAAAGGUGAUCCUGGACCUGGAGGAGGAGAGGCAGCGGCACGCCCAGGACACGGCCGAGGGCGACGAUGUCACCUACAUGCUGGAGAAGGAGCGGGAGCGGCUCACCCAGCAGGUGGAGUUUGAAAAGUCCCAAGUGAAAAAGUUUGAGAAAGAGCAGAAGAAGCUGUCGAGCCAGUUGGAGGAGGAAAGGGCACGCCACAAGCAACUGUCUUCCAUGCUUGUUGUGGAGUGCAAGAAAGCCACUGCCAAAGCAGCUGAAGAGGGCCAGAAGACAGCAGAACUGAGCUUGAAACUGGAAAAGGAGAAGAGUAAGGUGAGUAAACUGGAAGAGGAGCUGGCAGCCAAGAGGAAGCGGGGUUUGCAGAUGGAAGCACAAGUAGAAAAGCAGCUCUCAGAGUUUGACAUUGAAAGAGAACAGCUGAAAGCUAAGCUGAACAGAGAAGAAAACCGUACAAAAGCACUCAAAGAAGAGGUGGAGUGUCUGAAGAAAGCCCUGAAAGAGCUGGAGGCUUCUUGCCAGGAGCACAGUCCCUCCAAGCCUGUGCAUCCCAGCCCCUCGGUGACAUCCAGGGGGGUCACAACUGACAGUCCCCCAAUGAAAUCUGUGUCCUGCCAGACCGAGAGUCUGCAGGCAGAGCGGGCAAACCCUGCCAGCACCAGCAAAGCUGUUCACACCAUGUUUGCCAGCCCCCCUACACCUGCUCAUUCCUAUGCAAAAUCCAAUGGGCAUUGCGACACAGACGUGCAGAUGGGUGGGGAGACAAAUGCUGCAGAGAGCCAAGUUCACAGGGAGAAAUCUGCUGCAGCCGCAGAAAGCGCAGUGGAGAAUGGAAGUUCUCCUGUAAGAACAGAGUCACCGGUGCAUCUGAUGUCCCAGCUGCCUUCUGCGGGGGCGUCCCUGUCUCCCGGCAGCACAGCUGCCUCCUCUCUGACCCCUUCUCCCUGCUCCUCACCAGUGCUGACCAAACGCUUAGUGGGAGCCUCGGCCAGCAGCCCCGGCUACCAGUCCUCCUACCAGGUGGGCAUCAACCAGCGUUUCCACGCAGCUCGGCACAAGUUCCAGUCCCAGGCGGAGCAGGAGCACCAGCCAGGGGGCCUGCAGAGCCCUCCCUCCCGGGACCUGUCUCCCACCCUGGCAGACAACUCUGCCGCCAAGCAGCUGGCCCGCAACACCGUCACCCAGGUGCUGUCGCGAUUCACCAGCCAGCAGGGCCCCAUCAAGCCCGUCUCCCCUAACAGCUCCCCUUUCGGCACGGACUAUCGAAACCUGGCAAAUGCUGGCAGCCCCAAAACCGACUCUGGGCACUGUCCGAGCCCUGUCAAGGUUUCCAGCCCGCUCAGCCCGUUGUCUCCUGGGAUUAAGUCACCAACCAUUCCCAGAGCAGAGAGAGGGAACCCUCCACCCAUUCCUCCGAAGAAGCCCGGCCUCGCUCAGUCACCUGCUGCUCCCGCUCCUCUAACCAAAACCUCUUCCCAGGCCUCCUCCCUGGGUGCCCCCAUGGACGUGGCCAGCAGCUGCUCUAACAACUCUGUCGUGUCAAAUGGCAAAGACCUGGAGAUCCUCCUGCCAAGCAGCAGCUAGUCUCCAGAAAACGGGAAUGUGACAUUCCACAGCUUAGCUUACCCAAGCUAAGACACUGUUUUUCCACUCCAUGUUAUUUAUUUCCAUAGUAGCAGAUUCUGUCUGUAUAAAGCAUUUAGUAUAUUUUUUUUUCUUUUUAAUAGGUAGGAAAAUAUUUUUGUUUAUGAAGAAACCUUAACUACAGCUAUACAGUAGCCUCCAAAUGUCUCAUGGCAGCAGUCAAAUCAUUAGAGAUAACAACCAUAAUCAUGUGGUGGGACCUAUCAACCUCUAAUGGGACUGAAAUGCUACUUUUAAAUUAUGCAGAAGUAAUUUUUGCAGACUUUUUAUUCCAGAUGAACAUUUUAUAAAAGUGCCUGAACUAAGCCUGCAAUAUGAAUGUGAUUCUUGGGAAAAGGUGAGGGGGGGAACAUCUAGCUGCAGAAACAAAUUCUUCUGAGUCCUGAAUGUUGAAACCAACACUGGUUUUCUUUUUAAUUCUUUCCAUUUGCUAAGUUAAGUUAGCAAAUGUAUUACAAAUUCUGCUAGGUGACUACCAGACUGGUGCAGCCAGCCAGGCUAUGUCCUGAAGGACAUAGCUCCCAGCUAUUUGAGGAAGCACACAGGAGUUUCUUGGGAAAAAAUUUAGUUGUGAUAUCAUCCAGAUUACUUCUCUGUCAGUAUUCCUUGUCCAUAUAGUUCUUUCUGCUUUCCUGCCGAGAUGCCUGUGUGCUUUAAAUGGCUGAACUCUGGUUUCUGGUGUAUCACCUUGAAUUUUCAAGCUCUUCAAGCAUUCUACUGUUGUGUGUAGAACUUCUGAGAAAAGGAUCUUUCUGUUACUUGAUAAAGAUCUCACUAGUACUUGAAAAAGUAACUCAUCCAUCCAAUACAGGUUUUUUGCAACACCUAUGACAUGGGAUCUUCAACUUUAAACAAAAGCAAUAAUUUUGUUCCUCAUCUGUGUCAGUUAAGUCUGACUCACCUGGGUUUUACCUGCUAGCUGUGGCUAGCUUUCCUUGGCUGCAAAUAGGGAACCAAAUCAUUGCUGCUGUGGAAUUGAAUAUGUGUACAUGUGUGAGUAUGUCACACACGUACAGUGUAUUAGGGAAGUGUUUAUCUCUUCUUGAUCUUCUGCCUCUCAUGAAGAAACCAUGGCAACUCACUGAGAUUUUAAAAAAUUCCUCAGUGAGGAAUUGCCUGCAUUUGAGGCAGGUCAUAUGUGUGAAGAAGUAUUUGGACCCGGGAGAAGCAGCUGAUUCCUGUGCAGCAAUGUUUGCUGCAAGAAAACCAACGGGCACAGCACAGUGCUUUUCUGAGUCACUGUGCUGAAAAAUGCAGGACAAACACCACAGAUCAGUGGCAGAAGCUGAGAGCACGACCCUGAGUUAAUGAUCUCGGGUGCUGGAUGUGAGCUGAUCCUAAAUGUAGAAACUGGACUUGCUGCUUGGUGUCGCCCAGCGUCGAGCACUUCCCCCGGCAGCAGAGCCGUGUUUGCACAGAGCACAGCUCCCACUGCCAGAGACGCGUUCUCCUUCGUCAGUUUUCAGUGUUUCAUGAGGCAGAACCCCUUUGCUGUGGGCAGAUCCCUGUGCCAGGGCAGAGCUGCCCCUGGCAGAGCGUCCCUGUGGGCUGUGAGCCUCGUUCCGCAGGACGUGGGAGCUCCGAGCUGCUUUAGAGGUGGCUGCUGCUGGAGUGACCCCACACAGCCGUGGCAGGGCUUUAGAGGUUUGCACAGACCUUGUAGUAGCCUUUUAGAUAGUGGUAUUGUGGGCUGUUGUUUUAAUCCAGUGGAACAGUCUGUGUAUUGACAGCAGGGACAUGGAGGCAGCCAGAGCUAAAUGGGCAAUGACUCUUUUGGAAGCACAUUUAUUACUUUUUUAACUAAGUGUCCACAGCAGAUUUUUUUCUUGCUGUUGCUGAGAGUAAAUGCAAAAAUGGAUGGGCAAAUAGAUUUUGGCCCAUGUAUCCCUUCUGAUUGAAAAGUGAGGCUUUUGUAUACACUGCUUUAAUGAGUUUCUUUACUUUUGCAUUAAUCUGACUGGUAUUAUUCCCUUCCUUUAUUGAUAGCUCUAGAGAGAGAGAUACUAUGAUGAAGUCUAAUAGGAAAUGCACUGAGUACUGUUUAUUCUAAAAUAUAAUAUGGGAAGGGGUAUGCAAAAGAAUGUAUUUUUGCUAGUAGACUAACUUCUGAAAGAAACUAAGCACAAGGGAUUAAAAUGGAUCCAACUAAUUCAGUAAGACAUUUAGAGUUAGUAUUUAACUGUUGAUGUAGAUUCUGUGUGAAAGCAACUAAAUAUUUCUUCUCUAACUCAUAUGUCCUAAGCAGACAUUGGUGCAGAGUUUGUCACUGGCUAAUGGAGUAUAAUGAAGUGCAAAACAUAUAACACUAGUAUUAAUUCAUUAACACUUGUAAAUUUGUAAAGCCAAAUGUACCAAGCUGAAGUCUUUAAUCAUUUUUAUAGCUGAUGGCAUUAAACAUGUUAAACAUUCAUAUUAUCAAUAAAGGAUUUUAUUUUUAA
Molecule: messenger RNA, 6702 nt
Organism: Taeniopygia guttata (zebra finch)
Lineage: Eukaryota; Metazoa; Chordata; Aves; Passeriformes; Estrildidae
Gene: CTTNBP2NL
Product: CTTNBP2 N-terminal like
Biological process (GO): protein dephosphorylation
Cellular component (GO): actin cytoskeleton
Molecular function (GO): protein phosphatase 2A binding
Source: RefSeq, a predicted model, not a curated record